CCCAUCAUCCCAUGCGGCAGGACAAGCGUAACCAGCCGUUGCUAACAACUCCGAACAGCCCUUUUGGAGCCUGUCAGCAGCGUGUCGCUUGGCUGUGCUGCUUCUUCCUCCGGCCUGAGACCUGGAAACAUGUUCUUCGCUCUGAGACAACUCACACGGCCGCUAUGCCAGCGAGCCCCAGUUCGUGUCUGUGUACGCGGCCAGCAGUCCCACGCCGCCACUCGUACUGUGGAUGAAGAUCGUCCAUGGACGGGCCAAGAAAGCCUGGCUCAGGACGACCCCGAGAUGUGGGAUCUGCUGCGAAAGGAAAAGGACAGGCAGAGCCGCGGCUUGGAGCUCAUUGCAUCUGAGAAUUUCUGCAGUCGAGCAGCUUUGGAAGCUCUGGGCUCCUGUCUGAACAACAAAUACUCUGAAGGCUACCCAGGGAGAAGAUACUAUGGUGGAGCAGAAGUGGUUGACCAAAUUGAGUUGUUGUGUGAGAAACGAGCCCUGGAGGCCUUUGACCUGGACCCAGCUCUGUGGGGUGUCAACGUCCAGCCGUACUCUGGCUCUCCUGCUAACUUUGCCGUCUACACCGCCGUGCUGAACCCCCAUGACCGCAUCAUGGGCCUGGACCUGCCCGACGGAGGACAUCUGACUCAUGGCUACAUGUCCGAUGUGAAGAGGAUCUCAGCAACCUCAAUCUAUUUUGAGUCCAUGCCCUACAAGCUAAAUACUGCAACAGGACUCAUAGACUACGACCAGAUGGAGAUGACGGCCAAGCUGUUCCGGCCCAAGCUCAUCAUCGCUGGCACCAGCGCCUAUGCCCGCCUCAUUGACUACGCCCGCAUCAAGAAGCUGUGUACUGACAUUAAGGCUUACAUGCUAGCUGAUAUGGCCCACAUCAGUGGCCUGGUGGCAGGCAAAGCCAUCCCCUCUCCCUUUGAAUAUGCUGACCUGGUCACCACUACCACACACAAAUCCCUCAGAGGAGCCAGGGCUGGCCUCAUCUUCUAUCGUAAGGGUGUCCGCUCGGUGGAUAAGAAGGGGAAAGAGAUCAUUUACGACCUGGAGGACAAGGUCAACUUCUCGGUCUUUCCCUCACUGCAGGGUGGACCUCAUAACCAUGCCAUCGCUGGUGUGGCUGUGGCGCUCAGACAGGCACAGUCUGCCAUGUUCAAGGAGUAUAUCAGCCAGGUACUAAAGAACGCCAAGGCUAUGGCUACAGCUCUCCUCACCAAAGGCUACACCCUGGUAUCAGGUGGGACCGACAACCACCUGGUCCUGGUGGACCUGCGGCCUAAGGGCAUUGAUGGGGCUCGGGCUGAGAGGGUGCUGGAGCUCGUGUCAAUCACUGCCAAUAAGAACACCUGCCCCGGGGACAAGAGUGCCCUGACUCCUGGUGGCCUCAGGCUUGGUGCUCCAGCCCUGACCUCCAGACAGUUCAAAGAAGCUGACUUUGUGCAGGUUGUCGAGUUCAUGGACGAGGGCUUCAAGAUUGCCUUGGACGUCAAGAAAAAGACAGGAAAGCUCCAAGACUUCAAGAACUUCCUUCUUCAGGACCCAGAGACAGUGGCUCGCAUCGCCGAACUGCGCCACCGCGUAGAAGCUUUUGCCAGGCCCUUCCCCAUGCCAGGUUUCCACGACCAUUAGGCAAGCCAAUAUAGAGUCGAGAGGCCAUAAAAGCCAGGUGGCAGAAAGCUGGCUGGGCAGAAGUGUGCAAGGAGAGGGGGAAAAAUGUGGUCGGUGCCUGUGAUUCGUUCCCUUUAUUCUAAUCACAUCUGGGAAACCACAUUUUUUUUUUUCAUACUACUUUGCAGUUAUCCAUCAAGCUAUUCUUGUAAAGUCAUGCCCUCCAUGUCGAGGUAAAGAAACAAUAAAAUAUGGCUGAUUUUGUAGAGCCGAAGAACCUA
This is a messenger RNA of Micropterus dolomieu (smallmouth bass), 1892 nucleotides long. RefSeq names its product serine hydroxymethyltransferase 2 (mitochondrial) (gene shmt2). The record is from RefSeq and is a predicted model, not a curated record. NCBI's taxonomy places the organism in Eukaryota, Metazoa, Chordata, Actinopteri, Centrarchiformes, Centrarchidae. Gene Ontology annotation, molecular function: glycine hydroxymethyltransferase activity; mRNA regulatory element binding translation repressor activity; mRNA 5'-UTR binding. The coding region runs from base 130 to 1632 and encodes 500 amino acids. Gene Ontology annotation, biological process: tetrahydrofolate interconversion; protein homotetramerization; folic acid metabolic process. Gene Ontology annotation, cellular component: BRISC complex; mitochondrial inner membrane; mitochondrial matrix. The transcript has 12 exons.